Molecule: messenger RNA, 252 nt
Organism: Diversispora eburnea
Lineage: Eukaryota; Fungi; Glomeromycota; Glomeromycetes; Diversisporales; Diversisporaceae
Source: the annotation of a GenBank genome assembly
AUGGAUCGUUUCAAUCUUAAUAGUCAGCUCGAACAUUUACAAUCAAAGUAUGUUGGGACAGGUCACGCAGAUACAAAUAAGUUUGAAUGGAUGGUAAAUCAACAUCGUGACAGUUAUGCUUCAUAUAUUGGUCACCAUGCUCUAAUUUCUUAUUUCUCGGUCGCGCAAAAUGAAAGUAUCGCUAGAGUUAAAUUUGAGUUCGUAGAAAAAAUGUUACAGCCUUGCGGAAUGCCUGUUCCCAGAGAUGAAUGA